Neohortaea acidophila is the source of this 3081-nucleotide messenger RNA. RefSeq names its product Pleckstrin homology domain-containing protein. The record is from RefSeq and is a predicted model, not a curated record. The coding region runs from base 1 to 3081 and encodes 1026 amino acids. Lineage: Eukaryota; Fungi; Ascomycota; Dothideomycetes; Mycosphaerellales; Teratosphaeriaceae. The transcript is spliced from 2 exons.
AUGUUCGUCGCCAAAGGUCGUGAUCGGCGAGAGCGCACCUUCAUCGGCACGCAGUGCGCCGCCUGCGAAGAGCCCCUCGAGCACACCCUCCGCGGCGAACGCAUCUUGCAACUCUCCUGCGGUCAUGUCUCCCACGAGGCGUGCUUCUACGAGUACAUCAAGGAAUUCGAGGCGCAGAACUGCCCCACCUGCAACGCGCCUCUAGGCCUCGACACCAGCCGCGGAGGCACCAUCGACUUUGUCAACCUCAACAAACUCGUCCGCUCCGCGCAGUCGCCAGACUUUAGCGAUCGACUACGAGAUCAAGCCACCACAUCCCCGCCCUGGGACCAGCCCGCCGCCGACUAUGCCUCACAGCACCACUCCAUCGCUCCCCAGCCUGCGCUUCGAGACCACCUCCUUCCCCAGCAAACGCGUGCGAACGGCGCCCCGCAUGAUCAGCAGAGCCGCGGACAUGCCAGACAGCAAAGCACCGACACGGGUAACAUCUCCGCGACCGACCAUACCGACACUUACGCUGCAUCCGGUCGACGAACAGCCUCGGAUACCGAAACAUUGGCCAGCACUCGCCGCCAACCGUCAAAGAACCCGAUUCCUUCGCCCACCGUCACCGUGCGCAGUGAAUUUCCCACUCUCACCAGGUCUCGUCAACAGCAGAGCCUCACAUGUCUGGUGACGGUCGAGGUGGUCGAUAAGACAUGGCAACCGGACCUCGACGACCUGCGAACUCCACCGCCAUUGCCGCCACUCCCCGAAGACAUCUCCGAACCCACCAAGCCCCUUCUCAACGCAGCCAUGUCGCCCACUUCUCAGCGACCGGUGGACAGUGUUCACGAAGAGCGAGGCGCGCUCGAGACCGUGAAAGAAGAGCUGAGCAAGCGAUGCGAGAACUGGCAUGGGUUGGACUUUCAGCGGUUUGGCAGGCUGAUCCUGCAUGGAACGAUGCGAGUGAGCAAAGACCAGAAGGCCUGGCAGGACCUGGAGUGCUAUCUCUUCACCGAGAUGCUCAUCUGUGUCAAAGCGCGCAAAUCAACGCCCAACGCGAGUCAGCAGUGGCAUGCGGUCGAGGAGCUGAAACCGGUGUCGAAGGUGACACUCAAGGGGUCCAUCUUGAUCAAGAAGCAUCUCAAGCAGGUUGAGCUCGUACCCGACACGGAAAUUUUGACUCUCAGCCUGUCGGUGCCAGAGCUCCCGCACUUCUACCUGCAAUUUAAUGAGCACCAACAACUGAUCUCUUGGCGACGAACACUGCUCAACAUCAACCAGCCUAUAUUGCCAAGCCCGCAGGCCGCCGAAUUCGACCACGACACGUCAACAGACGAAGACGACGACGCGGCCAAGUCCUACAGUGCAGACCAGCGAGGCACCUCCGUUGUAUCCUCAUCGUACGGAGGCCCACGAUCCGCUGUUACGGCGCCGACGGAAUACACAAAUUCGCGGAUCGGCGGGCAGGAGAUGCGACUCAGCGCUUCCACGAUCCACGUCCCAUUAGACGUUGUGGUUGUGAUACCACUUUCAUCGUCCAUGCAGGGCUUGAAGUUGAACGUCCUCCGCGAUUCCCUCCAUUUCCUGGUGUCAAACUUGGGCGAGAGGGACCGUAUGGGCCUCGUCACAUUCGGCUCCGGAUAUAGUGGAGUGCCGCUGGUGGGAAUGACUUCAAAGACAUGGUCCGGCUGGGCAUCGGUGCUGGAAUCCAUCCGGCCCGUGGGUCAGAAGAACAUUCGCGCCGACGCUGUGGACGGCGCGAAUGUGGCCAUGGACCUGCUCAUGCAACGAAAGUCGGCAAACACCCUCUCGAACAUCAUCCUGAUCAGCGACUCCGCGACAGCAGAACACGAAAGCAUUGAUUUUGUGGUGUCUCGUGCGGAAGCGGCCAAAGUCGCCAUCCACUCCUUCGGGCUCGGUCUGACCCACAAGCCGGACACGCUCGUCGAGCUGUCCACCAAGACCAAGGCCUGCUAUACAUACGUGAAGGAUUGGAUGAUGCUGCGAGAGUGCUUGGCUGGAUGCAUGGGCGCACUCCAGAGCACCUCGCAUCAAAAUGUCAAGCUGAAGCUCCGCCUGCCCGAGGGCUCGCCGGCCAAGUUUGUCAAAAUCAGCGGCGCCCUCCAGGUCACGAAGCGGGCUACGGGCCGGGAUGCAGAGGUUUCACUGGGGGAUCUGAGAUUCGGCGACAAGCGGGACAUACUAGUGCAACUUGCCAUCCUUCCCGAUGCCUCGACCCCGGAAGCAACACCCAAUGAUCCUUGGGACAACAUCAUAUCCGGUCUGGAGGCUCUCGGCGGACCCUUCGAGCAGGAAGAGGCCCGGGCGAUGUCGGUGGAGGAGCUGCCACUACUGCAAGCAGACCUCAGCUGGAAUGACCUGCUUCGCGACGUGCAGUUGACGCACCUCCCGCGCCCAUCUCUUCUCGCCAUCACCAUGCUCCCGGGACUUGGGAAGCGAAACACCCUCGGGCCGCUGGGGACUCCUCCCAUCCCACCCCAUCCAUCGAUUGUUCAGCGUAGAAUGGAGCUGCUAACCUCCGACAUGCUUUCGCGGGCCAUCACGCUCGUAACGCGAGGGUCAGCGGAGCGCGCACACCACCUCCUCGCCGAGACGCGCUCGAUUCUCAAAGGUCUCAACAAGGGCAGUCUGCCACCCCUGCCUCCUCCUCCGCCUCCGUUAUCUGCUUUACCGCCCACCCCCAAAUCAAGCAGCGACCCCAUCAAUCCGAGCACAGCCGCGAAGAUCCCGCUCCCAUCACCAGCAACGGAAAACGGCCGCCGCACUCCCUCUCCCCCUCGCUCCGACCCCAUCAGCCCCUUCGCUCCGGCCGCAGGCAUCGACAACACCACCAUGACCGCCCUCGACGCCGAGCUCGAAGCGAGCCUGGAGUGGAUCUCGCACCCUGCCGUCUUUGGCCGCGACUCGCGGAAAGCGGUGCUCCAGGCCAUCGGGGUGAUCAGCUCGCAGCGCGCGUACACUUUCCGCACGGCGGUGGAGUCGCUGUGCGCGGGCCGGAUAUCGGGGAUCAAGCGGCUGUCGGAGCGCAGUCGGGAUUGGAGGGAGACGGGCGAUGAGUUGCUUAUGGAGGAGUGA